This is a messenger RNA of Fomitopsis serialis, 1551 nucleotides long. RefSeq lists its product as uncharacterized. The coding region runs from base 1 to 1551 and encodes 516 amino acids. NCBI's taxonomy places the organism in Eukaryota, Fungi, Basidiomycota, Agaricomycetes, Polyporales, Fomitopsidaceae. The transcript is spliced from 5 exons. The record is from RefSeq and is a predicted model, not a curated record.
AUGCCAGCAACAUCUUACACUCCAGGUGAACUCCUGAUCCUGCGGAGCUUCCUGCCCGAAUGGAAGGCGGGCAGCUCGGAUGACCGUAAGGAUGUCCGGGCGCGCGCAGUCGAGCAAUUGGAGGCCCACCUUGGAAGGGCGUUGAAGAGGGGGGCGAAAAAGGCUGUCCGGGCGUGGUUUUACAAUACCGCUCCUGUGAAGAAUAAGAAGAAGAAAGAUAGGCCCUCCGCGUUCGGCCGACGACUGAACUGGCACCGUGUCGUGGCAUGGCACAUGCCCGCGGAACUGGAAGAGAAGAUGGCUUCGACCGGGGUCACUCACGGAGACAAAGACUUCCUCGCGACGUAUCAAAAGGAGCUGCGGAAUCUUGCCAACAGUCUCCCUCGGGCGAAGCAACGGGAAUACAAGGAGGAGGCCGUCCGGUGGAAUUCGGAAGGUCAACCUCACGAGCUGCAAGACCGGAACAUCGUUCGGAAGAGCGAAGCGGUCAUGUUAGACUUCGCAAACUACGUGUGGAGGAACUUCGGUAUGCGCGUGUUCGUCCACGCCGUCUACAAAUCCCUGGAAGGCAAACCGUGUUUAAUUGACUUUGAUUGCAACGACCUUGUCGACCCCAACGCCCAGCGCUCAGCGGGUCGGGUCAAAUUCAAGGAUAUGUACCCUGACUACAAACGUGCGGACGGGUUCCGAGAUCUAUUCAAGGACUAUGGGCACAAACUGUUUGCGGGCGAGGACGUAUCGGAGGACAGUGAUGCGGAUGUGAGGGCGAGUAAGCGGGGCGUGCCGAAGAUUGACUGGGAGAUGUACGAUGACGACACUCCCUGUAUGCCGCACCACGGUGACGAGUGCUUCAAGAAUCUACGGAACAAGAAGGCAUUCAUUUCGGAGUUCGUCCGGCUCCAUUACGGUACUGACAGUAGUGCAACAGUGGCGUAUACAAAAAUGCCGAAACUGAGAGUCCCUUGGGUCGCCCUCCAGGCAUCUUCGGAGCAGCUUCUCGAGGCCGGGUCCCUUCCAAACGGCGUCAACCUUCGAGAACCCUCUCACAUGAAGCAGGCAGAGGUGGACGCCAUCAUCGCACACUGGCGGACAAGGGCUACCUCCACACGGCUUGCCUUUGUCAUUUGUUUCAUUGCCUACCGAAACCAUCAAAGCGAGAUCGUGUCUGUGGAACAUGAGGAGCCGCGGACAGCUGCCCGUCGUGCUGCCCGGAGUGCACGACCUCGGCGUCAAUCGUCCCCCCAUCCGAAGGGUCGCCGCUCGCGUCCAAGUGGCUCGAAGCCUGUGAGUGUCCCCCUGGCACAACGGAGUGAGGCCUCCGAUGGAGACGACGAGCGGGACAACCUUCAUGAACGCCAGUCGGACACCGAUCGUAGUGACGCGGACGUCGCCAGCGAAAGUGACCUACCUGACAAGAAAUCGUCUUCUUCCUCGUCAUCGACAUCUUCGAGCUCCUCAACUGGAAGUGAUCCCGCUACCCCGCCGCCCCCCCGUCACAAGAGCGGAGAGCUAGUAGUGCGGCCUUUGCCAGACCACUCCCCAUCGCCCUAG